AUGCAGAAGUUGAUGGAAAUGCUCGGGCUAGCCGCCCCAUGGACCUACUUCACCAUCAAGUACAAGGUGGACGACUACUGGUACGAGCGCCCCAUCAACGAUCGCCACAUCGACGCGAUCAAUAUCGCCCCAUCCGCCUUUGGAACCGACAAGGUCAUCGAGCAACUGCCGAAGAUCUUCAAGGAGGACAUCCCAAUCCUCGCCAAGGAGAUUGGCCAAACCGUCGACCCGUCCGACAUGGCCCUCAAGUUCGAGCGGUUCAGGGCCGAGCUGAGCCAGAUUUUCGCCGACCCCACGCAACAAAACUUCAGUAGCAUGGAACCUCUGAAGAAAUGGGCCCACCAUAUCGACUUCCUCGAGUACUUCAAAUCGCUCGGCAUGAGGGUUGACGAUACCACGACGCUGGAGGCGAAUUUCAAGGCUUUGGACAAGUUCUUCGUGAUGAUGGACGACCCGGAGAAGAGCCAGAUUGCGCGCGAGGUGCAGGUGCUCUACACGUUCCACAAGCUGCAGCCGAGGAUCUUUGAUGGGAUCUCACGGUUCGAAGACGUCGACGAGCAUUGCCGCAAUUUUAUCACGAAACAGGCCAUGCCGCUGUGGACCCCCGACUUCUUCCGCCGCCACAUCCUCAACGACCGCGACUUCGCCGACGAGAGGGAACUCAUCGAGAACAUCCGCGUCAGCCUCAAGGAGGUCAUCCAAGAGAACAAGUGGGUCGAGCCGGCCAGCAAGGAGGGACUUUUGAAAAAGGUGGACACCCUGAAAGUAUACCUCGGGGCCCCCUACGAACUCUACACCGAGGAGCAGGUCUACUCGCAUUAUAAGAAGCGCUUCCCUCCGAUGCCCUGGGAGCACUAUACGUUCUUCGAGUGGCAAGCCAUCUACUACCAAGAAACCAAGGGCAGGGAGCUGCGCGCCGACUCGGCCAAGGCCUGCCAACUGGGCGUCAACGCCUACAACGACCAGGGCAAGCGUUUGAGUCUCGAUCUGGGGCUCCUCGGCUUCCAGGAGGAGAGCUACCCGUUCGUCUUCCGGUACGCCACCCUCGGCUUUUUCCUCGCCCACGAGUUCACGCACACCUUUGAUACCAAUUACAUUGACGAGAAGCUGCUCACCGGCAACGACAAGGGGGAAUUCCACGAGAAAGCCCAAUGCCUCGUCGAUCAGUUUGGGAAUACGGUGGCUGAGGCUGAUGGAGCGACCCUCAAGCUCAACGGCAGCGUCGUGAUCAACGAGGUUAUGUCCGACAACCUCGCCCUCCGUGCCUCCUACCGGGCGUUCCGCAAAGAGCUAGCCCGCCGUUCCAACGACCACGACAAGUACGCGCUGCCCGGACUCGCCGAGUACACCCCCGACCAGAUCUUCUACCUCGCCAUGGCGAACCCUUGGUGUGGCUCGUACACACAGGAGGGGCUCGAGGCCCGCCAGUAUUUGAGUCACCCACCGAAUAUGGUCCGCAUCACCGGGGCGAUCAAGAACUCGGAGGAGUUUGCCAACGCCUUCAAAUGCAAGAUAGACUCGCCGAUGAACCCGGCGAAGAAGUGCCGCGUGUGGCGCUACAAAAAGCAG
Molecule: messenger RNA, 1569 nt
Organism: Mesorhabditis spiculigera
Lineage: Eukaryota; Metazoa; Nematoda; Chromadorea; Rhabditida; Rhabditidae
Source: the annotation of a GenBank genome assembly